AACACAUCGAACGACAAACGUGUUGUCGUAUUAAACAGUAUCUUCUUCGUCUCCAGCGACAAUUUUUUUUCUUUUAUUACAUUCCUCCGGUCGCGUCGCCAUGAUCGUCGACUUCUCUACCUUCAUCCUCUUCGUCUCUGUCUUCGCUUCCUCAGCUAACGCCAAGGCCACCUUAUCAAUCUCCCCCAAAACUCUAAACCGAUCCGGCGAUUCCGUCGUCAUCCAAUGGUCCAACGUCGAGUCUCCCUCCGAUCUAGACUGGCUAGGCAUCUACUCACCCCCAGACUCUCCUCACGACCACUUCAUCGGCUACAAGUUCCUCAACGUCUCGCCGACGUGGAAAUCGGGCUCCGGCACCAUCUCCCUCCCUCUCACCAACCUCCGAUCAAACUACACCUUCCGGAUCUUCCGAUGGACGCAAUCCGAGAUCAACCCGAAGCGCAUGGACCACGACCAGAACCCUCUGCCGGGGACCAAGCACCUUCUGGCGGAAUCGGAGCAGGUGGGUUUCGGAUCCGGCGGCGUCGGGAUGCCGGAGCAGAUCCAUCUGGCGUUCGAGGACAAGGUUAACAGGAUGCAGGUCACGUUCGUGGCUGGGGACGGUGAAGAGCGGUUCGUGAGGUACGGGGAGGCGAAGGAUGGGUUGGGAAACUCCGCGGCGGCGCGUGGGAUUAGGUACGAGAGAGAGCAUAUGUGUAAUGCUCCGGCUAAUUCCACCGUCGGAUGGAGAGAUCCCGGGUGGAUUUUUCAUACCGUUAUGAAGAAUUUGAACGGUGGCGUUAGGUACUACUAUCAGGUUGGGAGUGAUUCAAAGGGAUGGAGUGAGAUCCACAGCUUUAUAGCUCGAGAUGUCUACUCAGAAGAAACCAUAGCUUUCAUGUUCGGAGACAUGGGUUGCGCCACGCCUUACACCACGUUUAUCCGGACGCAGGACGAGAGUAUAUCCACGGUGAAGUGGAUCCUACGUGACAUCGAAGCUCUUGGUGACAAGCCGGCUCUCGUUUCACACAUUGGUGAUAUAAGCUAUGCUCGUGGCUACUCGUGGGUGUGGGAUGAGUUCUUUGCUCAGAUCGAGCCUAUUGCCUCGAGAGUUCCUUACCAUGUCUGCAUCGGUAACCACGAGUAUGAUUUUCCUACUCAGCCUUGGAAACCUGAUUGGGGAACGUAUGGUAACGAUGGUGGUGGUGAGUGUGGUGUGCCGUAUAGUCUCAAGUUCAACAUGCCUGGAAACUCAUCGGAACCCACCGGAACGAAAGCUCCUCCGACGAGGAAUCUGUAUUAUUCUUACGAUAUGGGGUCGGUUCAUUUUCUUUAUAUCUCCACUGAGACGAACUUUCUUAAAGGAGGGAGUCAGCACGAGUUCAUAAAGCGAGAUCUUGAGUCUGUGAACAGGAACAAAACACCGUUUGUCGUCGUGCAAGGACACAGACCGAUGUACACUACGAGCAACGAGGUUAGAGACGCUAUGAUUAGACAAAAGAUGGUGGAGCAUUUGGAACCGCUGUUUGUGGAGAACAACGUGACGCUUGCUCUGUGGGGACAUGUUCAUAGAUACGAGAGGUUCUGUCCUAUAAGCAACAACACUUGCGGCAAACAGUGGAGAGGAAGCCCGGUUCAUCUAGUGAUCGGUAUGGGUGGUCAAGACUGGCAACCGAUUUGGCAGCCGAGACCGAACCAUCCAGGGCUUCCUAUAUUCCCUCAGCCUGAACAGUCCAUGUACCGAACAGGUGAGUUUGGGUACACUCGUCUAGUUGCAAACAAAGAGAAGCUCACUGUUUCUUUUGUGGGUAACCACGACGGGGAAGUCCAUGAUGCUGUCGAGAUGUUAGCAUCUGGGGAAGUAAUCAGUGGGAAUAAAGAUGAUACUGUUAAGACCGUGCCUGCAUCUGCAACACUUGUGGGAAAAUCAGAAUCUAAUGUCUCAUGGUAUGUCAAAGGAGCAGGCUUGUUGGUUAUGGGUGUGCUGUUAGGGUUCGUUAUAGGGUUUUUUACCCGGGGAAAGAAAGUAUCUACAUCUGAUAACCGUUGGAUCCCAGUCAAGAACGAGGAGACAUGAUAUUAACCAAGUGAAUCUAUUUCGGGGCACGAUUUGUAUAGUAUAUAUCUUUGUGAGAACCGUGCUUUGCACACUGUAAUAAUAUUGAAUUCUUGCAAGUC
This is a messenger RNA of Raphanus sativus (radish), 2157 nucleotides long. Its product is annotated as probable inactive purple acid phosphatase 2. Gene Ontology annotation, molecular function: metal ion binding; acid phosphatase activity. The record is from RefSeq and is a predicted model, not a curated record. Lineage: Eukaryota; Viridiplantae; Streptophyta; Magnoliopsida; Brassicales; Brassicaceae. Bases 101 to 2056 code for a protein of 651 amino acids. The transcript is spliced from 2 exons.